AUGAAAGAAGGAAGAUUACCUGGAGAUGGAGGUCUUGUGUCCCCGAAGACAAAUUCGUCUGCACUUGAUGUUGUUGACUCGAAUAGCCAAACUGACAGCCUCGAAGGCAACUGGGGAUCUGUUUCAGUUUAUUCUAUCCAGUCAGAGGCACAAGCUGUUCUUGAUGCUGAAGCUGUACCACUUACAGAUCCCCAAGCUUCAUUGGAAAAGAAGGCGAAACUUGCAUCUGAGAGGCAAUACUCUGACAAAUCUGAUACGUUUGAGGCACAGUCUUUCAUGACAUUGGUUGAACCUGGAGGCGUUGAUAAUCAAAAGGCUACUGGUGCUGAAAUCAAGACAGCACAGAACCCGGAACAGCCAAAACCUGCACCUUUGCAGGCUGGGUGGUUUCCUUCUAUUACUCAUGUUGUGAACGAAUCACCAGGGAGAAGGAAGAAUGAAGAGAUCAUCGCCAAGGUUACAAACUGGAGCACUGGGAAGCAACACACUCCUUUGAAAAACCUUUUGGGUGAGGCCUACCUAGAGAACAAAGCCAAGUCACCGAACCAAAAAGAAAGUCAAGCCCGUGCGCUUCAGAAAGAUGAUAAAGCAGUGACGGGGAAGGACAAUGGUCGUCCAACAACGACAGUGAACUCAAUUCUGGCUCCCGAAUCACCGACAGGUCAGGCAUCUAGGAAAGACAAUGCAAAAGAAUGGAACUCUCCGGCAAGAUACCCUACAGAGAUCAAGAGUGAAAAGCAGAAAGCCAAGGGGAGACCGUACUGGGCACAAUUUUUAUGCUGCUCAUCUGCGCAUCAGCAUCCGUAGCGUCUCAGUUCAGAAAUUUGGAAGUGAAGUUUUCAAUCAUUGAUGCACAUAUUGUCUGUGUGUUAGCUCUAAGUGUUUACUUCUACCGACUUAGGUGCAUAUUGUCAGUAUGGUUAUUUGAGUCUGGGAUUUUUAGUAGGCUUUGGUACUGUAUUUUACGCGACGGUUCAAAGUUA
Messenger RNA from Pyrus x bretschneideri (Chinese white pear), 983 nucleotides. RefSeq lists its product as uncharacterized. The transcript is spliced from 3 exons. The record is from RefSeq and is a predicted model, not a curated record. The coding region runs from base 1 to 807 and encodes 268 amino acids. NCBI's taxonomy places the organism in Eukaryota, Viridiplantae, Streptophyta, Magnoliopsida, Rosales, Rosaceae.